Filobasidium floriforme is the source of this 1054-nucleotide messenger RNA. RefSeq names its product putative mitochondrion protein. The transcript has 7 exons. Lineage: Eukaryota; Fungi; Basidiomycota; Tremellomycetes; Filobasidiales; Filobasidiaceae. Gene Ontology annotation, molecular function: acetylpyruvate hydrolase activity. Bases 114 to 1001 code for a protein of 295 amino acids. The record is from RefSeq and is a predicted model, not a curated record.
AAUCGGCGUUGCCUUGCUUGCUUUUGCCCUGCAUAGAGCAUGUACACAUCAACAACCUACCUAUAUCAACUCUGAUCAGCGUACAUCGAUCGAACAGAGCCAACAGCUAUCCCAUGUCGAUCCGUAAAAUGUCCUCGUUCAGUCGCCUCAUCCGCUUCAUCCCGCAAGCUGGCAAACGACCUCUGAUCGGUCAACCUUCCGAUCCCAACCUCGAUGUCGGACUCGCUUCUUACGAAUCGAAACCGAUCGAGGUGAACGUCUACUCGGGAGAUUCUAUUUUGAACGCAGGAGAACCUACCGGAGAGAAGGCGACGGUGGAAAAGCUGUUGAGCCCGUUACAGGCAGGAGAAGUCGGUACGAUCCGAUGCAUCGGGUUGAACUACAUCAAGCAUGCCAAGGAAGUCAACAUGCCUAUACCGGAGGUGCCGACCGUGUUUAUGAAACCGUCCACCUCGUUAGGCGGACCAUGGCCCGAGGAGACCAUCCUGCCCAAAUCGUUCUUGAAGGACAAUGCAGCAGACUAUGAAGCAGAGCUGGCGGUUGUCAUCGGGAAGCAAUGCAAGAACGUCUCCGAGGCCGAUGCGCUAGACUAUCUCUUAGGUUUUACCGCAGCCAACGACGUCUCUUCGCGUAUCCAACAAUUCGCUCAGAGUCAAUGGUCAUAUUCAAAGUCCUUCGAUCGGGCUUGUCCGAUCGGACCGGCGUUUGUCCACGCAUCCCAGAUCGAGGAUAUCGGGAAGAUGACCAUCCAGAGCAGUCUUAAUGGACAGACAGUGCAACAGAGUGGGCUGGACGAUCUCAUCUUUUCGGUCCGCAAGAUCAUCUCCUUCUUGUCCCAGGGUACUACCCUCAUGCCUGGAACGAUCAUCCUGACCGGAACUCCCGCUGGCGUCGGCUGGACUAGCGAGCCAAGGAGGGUCCUAAAAGCUGGAGACGAGUUCAGGGUUCGAGUGUCGCAUGGAGUCGGAACCUUGAUCAACAAAAUUGUCGAAGAGGAAUAGUACAUGUUUAUUAUGAAAUAGCGAUAAGAAGCAUAAAAGCUGCGAACCAGAUC